AUGCUAACAGUCAAUGGUUCAGUCUUCAUGCCCUCCGUAUUAACACUAAUUGGGAUCCCUGGCCUGGAGUUAGUACAAUGUUGGGUUGGGAUUCCAUUCUCUGUCAUGUACCUCAUUGCUGUGAUUGGGAAUACCCUCAUCUUAGCUAUACGCAAAUAUGAAAACAGCCUGGAUAAUCCCAUGUACUUUUUUUUGGCUAUGUUGGGGUCCACAGACAUUGCACUUAGCACCUGCAUUCUUCCCAAAAUGUUAGGCAUCUUCUGGUUUCAUUUAUCAGAGAUUUAUUUUGCAGCCUGCCUGCUGCAAAUGUGGCUUAGUCACUCAUUUCAGGCAAUUGAAUCAGGUGUCCUGCUGGCAACGGCCCUGGACCGCUAUGUGGCCAUUUGUGACCCCUUGAGACAUGCCACCAUCUUCUCACAACAGUUUCUUACUUAUACUGGGGUUGGGGUGACACUCAGGGCUGCUAUUCUUGUAGCACCAUGUCUAGUGCUUAUCAAAUGCCGCCUUAAACUCUACAGAACUACAAUCAUCUCCCAUUCUUACUGUGAGCACAUGGCCCUUGUGAAGCUGGCUGUUGAAGAUAUCCGGGUCAACAAGAUAUACGGCCUGUUUGUUGCCUUCACCAUCCUAGGGUUUGACAUAAUCUUUAUCACUUUGUAGUAUGUUCAAAUCUUCAUCACUGUCUUUCAACUGCCUCAGAAGGAGGCACGACUCAAGGCCCUCAAUACAUGCAUUGCCCACAUUUGUGUGUUCCUUCAGUUCUACCUUCUCACCUUCUUUUUCUUCACACACAGGUUUGGUGCUCACAUACCACCAUAUGUUCAUAUCCUUUUGUUGAACCUUUACCUGUUAGUCCCACCAUUUCUCAAACCUAUAGUCUAUGAGGUGAAGACCAAACAAAUCUGUGACCAUGUCCUGAGAAUGCUUGUCUUCAAAACAACAUCUUGA
Messenger RNA from Trichechus manatus latirostris (Florida manatee), 948 nucleotides. RefSeq names its product olfactory receptor 52A5-like. Gene Ontology annotation, biological process: G protein-coupled receptor signaling pathway. Gene Ontology annotation, molecular function: G protein-coupled receptor activity; olfactory receptor activity. Gene Ontology annotation, cellular component: plasma membrane. Lineage: Eukaryota; Metazoa; Chordata; Mammalia; Sirenia; Trichechidae. The record is from RefSeq and is a predicted model, not a curated record.